CCAUUCUUUCAUCAGUUCAGCUUGUCUGCACUCUAAUUUUCAAUGUUGGCAAACAUUGAAAACAUUCCUCCUUGUCACUUCAUGCUGAACUUUGUUAUAUUGUGGCUGUGGACCAGGUCAUACAAUGGACAAGGCAUGGUCAGUCCUUUCAAAAAGGCACGGUCAACCCUUUUUAGAGUGAAAGCUGAGUGACUGGUUUGUUGAAGCUGAACGACACUGUACACGUCAUCAGAACAAUUGAGCUCAACGCUGCGUCAGUCGGGGAAGGAGAAACCAUGUUUGACUACUGUUGUUAAAUGUGGCUGAAAAUUACAGUGCAGACACAGUCUCUCUUCUUCGCCAGUCUCUCAUUCUUACUCUGAUUUAGGAUUGCAACCAUUUAUCCUGACCCUAGCUUUUUCUUUCCUUCACUGAUUUGUUGUGUUUGAAAACUGAACUGCUGGGUAUACUUUUUCAGUUUGAGUUCAGCUGCUAUUGGUCUAUCAUCUGUUCACUGGGAUCUUAUAAAUACAAUUAAACAAUGAAGUAUUGACUCAGGAGGAAGACUGUCACACAGCGAAUUGGAGGGAACUGACUUCAGUGGAGUUAACCUGGCGGUAGAGGAUACCAUUCUAAAUCCAGCUUCUGAUUUUCUAACUGGAUGAUUUCAGUUAAACUGGGAUGGUGAGUGGGAUUUUUACUGGUGUGAUGUCAGCUGGCUUCGGGAAAAUUUUGACCAUACCUACAUGGAUGAACAUGUUCGCAUCUCCCACUUUCGGAACCACUAUGAACUGACUCGGAAGAACUACAUAGUGAAGAACCUGAAGAGGUUUCGGAAGCAGAUAGAGAGAGAGUUGGGAAAGCUGGAGGCAACAAAAUGUGACUUUUUCCCCAAGACCUUUGAGAUGCCCUCAGAGUACCACCUCUUUGUGGAAGAAUUUCGCAAGAAUCCUGGCAUCACCUGGAUUAUGAAACCCGUUGCCAGGUCUCAAGGGAAGGGCAUUUUUCUGUUCCGAAAACUCAAGGAUGUCAUUGACUGGAGGAAGGAUGGGAUCCGUACAGAUGAUCAGAGAGAUGAAACUCAAGUAGAGAAUUAUGUAGCUCAGUGCUAUAUUGAAAACCCAUAUUUAAUAGGAGGUCGAAAGUUUGACUUGAGAGUUUAUGUUCUAGUGAUGUCUUACAUUCCCCUGAAGGCCUGGCUAUACCGGGAUGGCUUUGCUCGCUUUUCCAACACACGCUUCACGCUGAGUAGCAUAGAUGAUCAUUAUGUGCAUCUCACCAAUGUAGCAGUGCAGAAGACUGCACCUGACUACGAUCCAGAGAAGGGCUGCAAGUGGACGCUUCAGCGGUUCCGACAGUACCUGACUGCCAAGCACGGGGCAGAAGGGGUGGAGAUUCUCUUUGCAGAGAUGGACAACAUUUUCAUCAAGAGCCUACAGAGUGUUCAGAAAGUGAUCAUCAGCGACAAACACUGUUUUGAACUGUAUGGAUACGACAUCCUCAUAGACCAGGAUCUGAAGCCCUGGCUUCUUGAGGUUAAUGCUUCCCCCUCCCUCACGGCCAGCAGUCAGGAGGACUAUGAGCUCAAGUGUCGCCUGCUCAAGGACACCUUGCAUAUUGUGGACAUGGAGGGCAGGCUGACCGGGAAGGAAAAGCGUGUUGGGGGCUUUGACCUGAUGUGGAACGACGGCCCUGUCAGUAGAGCAGAUGGGAAUGUGGAUACACCAGUCAAUGGAAGCUUCGUGGCAAACACACAUUUAGGUACCUCACUCCUACGCAGCUGGCAGGCACCCCGCUCGAGGUCCUUCACGGUUUGGACAUCACCAAAAGUGCAAAACAUUCUUUUCCCGCAAGAGUAAAGGGACUGGGGGUGAAUUAUCACACAGGCUACAACAAUGACAGGAAAAAACAGCUGAAGCAGCUCUUCAAACCUCUCCCUACGCAGCAGAAAGUUUAAUGCUGAUCCAGAGCACCAGGCAAGAGAAGUUGCAGAGGAUCGAGCUCUUUCACUCCCUCUUCCUCAUAUUGUACAGCAGCAGUUCUCAUUUGUCUUGGACAGUUUUGCUACCUCAGCAUAGGAUGACCGGCUAUUUCUUGGCUCUUGUGUGGGAAUCUUAAACAACAAGUGAACUCUGUUCUGAAGCCAGAGCAACACUAGGAGCGGGUUGGCUUUUAACUCUGACGUGAUGCAGGCAGGUGUUUUGAUUGUGUCCCGGUGUGGUUGACCAGUUCUUCAGUAAAGAAUGAAUUUGUUUUGUUCCACUGUGCAGGCUGUAGCAAGGCUGUCAGCGGGGGGGUCCUAGCAUGAAGGGAACAUUAUCUUGUGUCUACUGCAUAUGGCUCUAGAUCAGCUGUACACACCAUGUUGCAGCCAAAAAGCACUCCUAGCCAUCACUUCGCCUCUGCAUGCUGAAUAAAAUAGAUAAUGCCUUUGUGCUGUAAGAAAUCCAGACGUGCAGCUUCACUGGUCCUCCAUUUGAGGUUAUUGACAUGACUAGAUUUCCUUUAAAGUGUAAACUAUAACAGAGGCUAUACAGACUGCUCAGUAAAAUGGAAGCUUUUAAGAGAGGUGGGCAUUUGAGCCUCCUGCUGCUAUGAUUACAGAAACCUGUCAGAUCAUAAAACCUGUUGCCAUGAUACUGUAGCAGUAACCAUACCGUUAUGUUUUAUGAAGGCACUGAGAGUGGCUCCACUCUUCUGGUUGUGUUAAAAGGGCUCUUGUAACGAAGAGAUUUAGUACCUCUGAGAUAAGGAAAGUCCCUUGGCUGCCUUUGCUACAGCAGAGAUGUCAUUUUCUGGAAAGCUACAGGAGGGGCUAUUCACUAAUGGGAAUUAUUUUUAACUUCUGCAGCUGGAAUGUAAGCUUACAGUGCACAGCUUUGCUUUCGGCCUUUGGAAGCUUAGGUGGACGUCACUCUGAACAAUCUUCGACAUUAGCUAGCUAAAUACAGCCCCCUUCAAAACCAAAGCAGUCAAGCAAAGCUGAUAGAUUUAUCAAACCAGCCCUGGCUUUAAGGAGAGUGGAACAGGCCUAUUCUGGUGCAAACCCACUCCUCCUGAGCUCCACUUAUAUGUGCAAAACUGAACAAGGCAGUGGAUGGUGGGGUGGAAGACCGGCUCAGGAGCAAAUCAUUACAGUUGUUCUGUUUAAACACCUGGUGCUCACCAGCUGUUCAUCCAAUCCAGCAAGAGGGGGAGUGCUAGACAAAGAUAAAGGGUCAGCUACAGUUCUCUGCUGUGUCUACAGCAUUUAUCAAAGCAGAUGCAGUUCUUUCAUUGGCUUGCUAGCUAUUCCUACUGCACUAAAAUUCCCCACCCACAAUCAAUUUCCUGCAGUGCAAACACUUAAAAUGAAAAAGAAUGAAAAUGAUUCUGCUAGGCCCCUUAUUCUCUUUGCUGUUUUCCGAGGAGCUCAACCUUGAGUUUGUCAAAAUUAAAUAGUAAUAAGAUAUAAUGCACCUAUUACUGCACUAUCCUCUAUUGAAGCGAUGAAAUAUGAAGGAGAGCUGCUCAUGGUGGACUUGCCUUAACUCUUUUCCUGUGGUUUUUGCAUUAACAAUUAACUAUACUUUAUCUAGAAACCUUCACGUCUAGAGGGAGAACAGCAGGUUUUUCUUGCCACUGUAUGUUCCUCUUCCCCAAGCCUGUGCACAACCGUAAGCAGUCACAUUUGCCGUUUCAUUAGAGGAGCUAGGAACAGAGGAAUGAGCAGACAUGGGAUUUAGCUAGUCACUAUACUGUUGCCAGCAGAGGCUGCUUCCAACAGCUUCUCAGAAAGGUUCAAGAAAACCUCCUUUAGGUAGUUAUUGAAUAAUCUACCCCCCCAAGCAGUUUCCUCUGAAUUCCCCAGCAUGCCCACACUCCUCUUUCUCCACUCCAAAUCGUUAACGUUUGUCUGAAACCCUGAAGCCUCAGGGUGUAUUUUAAAAACACUAUUAUAGCUCUGCCAAGUCUUAUUUGCCAGUGUGCAAUCCUGUUUUGAAUCUUGCUGUUAGCCUCCCUGUAGCUAACUGUGUAAAGAAAGUAUUUCCUCCAUUUUAUCAGUUCUGAAUUAAUCACCUAGCAAUUGCUUGUUCUUGAGGCAGGAUGAGACACCUCAUCUCUCUUCUCUAAAAGAUUCGCUGGUUUGCAUACUCGUGUCCUUUCCCUAAUGUAAACCAUCCCACUUCUUCCAGAUCUUCUUUCAAGUUUAAUCACAAGAUCCUAGCUCAUAGGCAUGCCCCUUCAGAUUAACAGGCACUCUUGUAUCUCUUGAACAUGUAUGAAAAUUCCUGAAUUUUUUUAAGUGCACAGUUUAAUUCACAAGCAAGCUUUACAACGCAAAGUGUCUAUUUAUUCUUUGAAGAUGCUGUGGAUUCUUUCCCCUUUCCUGCCAAAAGAACACACUAGCUGGGAGAUAAAUUACAGGGGCUCAUAUAUAUAUAUAUAUAUA
This is a messenger RNA of Pelodiscus sinensis (Chinese soft-shelled turtle), 4411 nucleotides long. The record is from RefSeq and is a predicted model, not a curated record. NCBI's taxonomy places the organism in Eukaryota, Metazoa, Chordata, Testudines, Trionychidae.